Molecule: messenger RNA, 1578 nt
Organism: Ostreococcus lucimarinus CCE9901
Lineage: Eukaryota; Viridiplantae; Chlorophyta; Mamiellophyceae; Mamiellales; Bathycoccaceae
Exons: 1
Biological process (GO): microtubule-based movement
Molecular function (GO): microtubule binding; ATP binding; microtubule motor activity
Source: RefSeq, a predicted model, not a curated record
UCAAAAAUCCGAGUUUCCGUGCGUAAGCGACCGCUGAACGCGAAAGAACAGUCGAGAAAAGAGCGCGAUAUUUGUACGAGCGAUGAUAUUUCGCGCGAGCUCACGGUUUGGGAACCUAAAGUGAAGGUUGACUUGACGCGAUUCGUAGAGAAGCACGCCUUCUCGUUUGACGCCGUCUUCGACGAGUCGGCGUCCAACGACGACGUGUACGUGAGCGAGGUCGCGCCUUUGGUGGAGUUUGCGCUCAGCCGCGCUAAUGCGACGUGCUUUGCGUACGGACAAACGGGAAGCGGGAAGACGUACACGAUGCAGCCGUUGCCGGGACGCGCGGCGAGGGAUAUUCUCGCCGCCGUCAAUCGAGCCGAAUCCGCCGACAGUCGCGCAGAUCUGCAACUCUGGGUCAGCGCGUUUGAAAUCUACGGCGGACGCGUUUUCGACUUGCUUAACGGACGACGAAAACUCCGCGUGCUCGAAGAUUCCAAAUCACAGAUUUGCGUCGUUGGAUUGCAAGAGUACCGCGUUGACGCCGACGACACGUUCGAUCGACUCGUCGAGCACAGCACAAAGGCUCGAUGCGUCGGUAGCACGGGUGCUAACGCAGAAUCAUCUCGAUCGCACGCAAUAUUACAGCUCGUGCUGAAGAAACCGAUCGAAUUAAAGCAUCGAAACGCAGUGGCGGCGGCGCUAGCGCCGAACGACGCGCCUGCAACGGAAAUCUUUGGCAAACUUUCCUUUAUAGAUUUGGCUGGGAGCGAGCGCGGCGCGGACACGACGGAUAACGAUCGACAAACCCGCAUCGAGGGCGCGGAAAUCAACAAAUCUCUGCUCGCACUGAAAGAGUGCAUACGUGCGCUUGAUUCAGGGGCGUCGCACGUGCCGUUUCGCGGGUCAAAACUCACGGAAGUGCUUCGGGAUUCGUUCUUGGGGGAUUCGCGAACGGUGAUGAUCGCGAACAUCUCCCCGGCGGAGGGUUCGUGCGAGCACACGCUCAACACGCUGCGAUAUGCCGAUCGUGUAAAAGAGCUCACGCGUGGUACUAGCAGUGGGGAACCGAUCGUGGCGCCACCAUCGUUGACCACGGCAUCGACACCGACUCGGGAUCCGCGCACGAUGGCGUUUGCGCCGCGAGCGUCGACGCCCGGCGCAACGCGACAGUCGCUGAUUCGAUCCACGCCUCCACAAGAUGGUUCGAGCGCGCCUUCGCGCGUGAAUGGUCGAAAAUCCACGACGAGUGCGAGUCGGCGCGCGAGCGUGAGCGCGACAACGCUUCCGACUUUCGUCGACUCGACGGCGAGCAUGUCGCGAGAAGAAGCCGAGCAAGCGCACGACGCGCUCAUCAAUGUCAUUCUCGGUGAAGAAGACUCCAUAAUCGCCGCCCAUCGAGGGCACAUCGAGAGAUCAAUGGAGAUGGUCAAGCACGAGAUGGAGUUCCUCGCUCGUGUGGACAAGCCAGGAUCGGCGGUGGACGCGUACGUCGACGAACUAGACGCGGUGCUCGCGGAACGCGCCGCAGAUGUCGAACGUUUGCGCGCGCGCGUCGAUAAAUUUCGCACGCUCCUCAGGCAAGAGGAGGAGUUA